Molecule: messenger RNA, 1107 nt
Organism: Mesorhabditis belari
Lineage: Eukaryota; Metazoa; Nematoda; Chromadorea; Rhabditida; Rhabditidae
Source: the annotation of a GenBank genome assembly
AUGUUUGUUCUUUUCUUCGAAUAUUGUGGCUUUACCUCCCCACCAAAACACCGAACCAAUCGACUUGGUCUAUUUCUCCAGCAGCUGACGAAUUCAUCUAAGAACAAGACUGGUCUCUAUGCUUUCGUUGUGUUAAUGGAAAGUCUUUCGAAUCUUGACGAGUACGAAUCAGCUCAGAAAUCACUAGCUUGCUAUUGUGAAUCAAGAGAAAUCCCUUAUUAUUUGAUCGUGAAUGAUGAGGAGAAUGUGAAAGGAUGUGCAAUGGAAGAUUAUAUGCAUCAGCGACAUUGUAUUCUGGCGAACUUCAUGAAUACGACGGAACAUGAAUGGUUUGUGAUGCUGGAUGCGGAUAUGGGCAUCAUCAACCCAAACCAAAAAAUCGACGAAUUCAUCCCAACAAACCCUUCAACCUUUCUGGUGUUAACGAAUCGGGUGAUGAACUCGGAGAUUAUGGCUGGAUCAUAUAUUGUUAGAAAUGAUCCACGUGGCCGGGAUUUCUUGAUGAUGUGGGCGAAAAGUGAAACAGAGUAUGGAGGAAGAUAUGGACGCGAUAAUGCGGCGAUUCAUAGUGGAAUUAUUCGCAAUUACUUCCCAGAACUUGAGGCAAAUCUGACAAAAUGCGAAUAUUGGUGGGAAUUAGCGAAAAGAGACUGCUGGCUUUAUCUUUACGAGGUUUGCGUCAGGGAUCUUCUUGACAACCGGAACAUUCCGGGGAUCAAGUUUUUGCGAAAAUCCUAUUCUUAUGUGCGAGAUGGAUGGUUGACUGAGGGAAAAUUCAGCCGAAACGAUUUCAUCUUUCAUAAUUGGAAGGAAAGCCAAAGGAGUCGACCUGGUGAGUUCGGUUGGUGGGAUUAUCAAUUCACCAAUGAAGCUUUUCACAAUCUCAGUCAUUGCGCUUUAAGAAAAGAGGCAGAACUUUGGCGGUAUAGACCAGGCUUCGAAAUCGAUGAGAAAGAAAUCAGAAAAUGGUUGGAUACUUGGGUAAUAAAGACGAAAAAUGAAGAAAUUUUGGAGAAACGCUUCUCGAGAAGAUUCGACGUGGAAAAAGUGCCGGAUUGCCACUGGACCAAGACCGGGCUUGUAUUUGACGAGGAAACUGAAGAGAUU